UCCUCAAAAUUGUCCUGUGGGUCGCCAUUAGAUCUACAUGAUUGUUUGCUUUCCCACAGUAACAACUCUAUAAUGUUUGUGUAAUCAUCGAUUUUUACCCACGAUCUUAUCACAGUCACAUGUGGUGACCUCCCAUUGACCUCAUCAAUAACAGUGUUCAGUCUUGCUACCCGUUGUCUUGGAUGGCGGAGCUGUGGUCUGGCUUGACAGGUGCGCUUCACAGUUUGUGGGACUCUGUGUCGCCAUCAAAAGUUGAGCAAGUUAUCAUACGAGAAGUACAGAUGAACCCGCCAGGUGCCAGAACUUUCGUGCGGCUCGCAGGCAUUUCGGGUGCUAUUGCAGUGUCGCUUGGUGCAUAUGGAUCUCAUGUUUUCCGUCACAAGGAAGUAGAUCCUCGCCUCAAAGAAACCUUCGAGAUUGCCAACAAGUACCACUUCCUGCACUCAUUAGCGCUGCUUGCUGUGCCGCAAACACCCAGGCCUGUACUGACAGGGACGUUGCUGAGCUCUGGAAUCAUUCUGUUCUGUGGCAGCUGCUACUACCACGCCAUGACAGGCAACAAUACCGUCAGAAAAGUCACGCCCUAUGGAGGCUUUCUGCUCAUCUUUGCCUGGCUCUCCGUGGCCCUUUGAAAGGUUGACCUCACCUUGACCUAUUGACUGAAGUGUCGUUAUGAUGUCACUUGUGGAAAACUUUGUUGUGGUUGACGUACGUGUAUGAAAUUGCCAUCUUGAUUUUUUUGAGCGAAACAUGUUACCUUGAUGGAUUUGUCAAAAACUCCUUCUUAUUUGACUUUUGUAAAACAUCUUGAUUCUUGAUGGAUUUGUGUCAAAUAUCAGUUGGUAGUUUGGUAUAAAAUGCCAUCUUGAUGAAUUUGUGUCAAAUGUCAGUUGGUAGUUUGGUAUAAAACGCCAUCUUGAUGAAUUUGUGUCAAAUAUCAGUUGGUAGUUUGGUAUAAAAUGCCAUCUUGAUGAAUUUGUGUCAAAUGUCAGUUGGUAGUUUGGUAUAAAACGCUAUCUUGAUGAAUUUGUGUCAAACAUCAGUUGGUAGUUUGGUAUAAAACGCCAUCUUGAUGAAUUUGUGUCAAAUGUCAGUUGGUAGUUUUUAAUAAAUUUCAUGCUGUUGGGUCUGUGAAACACCUCAUCGUAGUGGUAUUGUUGAUUAACUUGUGAAUAAAAUAUAAUGUCAAAGGUUCUGAUUUUCCUGAUAAAUCAGGAAAUCUGGAUAUAUCUGAAAUUAUCUAUAUAUUUCACAAUGUAAUAUAUUAUGUGAAAAUAGUGUUGAUACAAGAUUUAUUAGACAAUAUGAUACAUUCAUUUUGAGUCCGUGGGCGUGUUUCCAUGGGGAUAGAGAAGUUAGGUUGUUUUUUUUCUAACCAGUCGGCUCCUUUGUAAUGUUGAUGUAGAACUAUUCUGUAAAGGCCUACUGUGUGUGGGCUAGAUUCUUAAUAUAAUGGACUAGAUUCUUUAUAUAAUUGCUUCCUUUGACUUGUGCUCAGUUCUGUUUUGUUACAAUCUUUUGAAUGCGGGUGAAGGUACCUGAACAAUAAACAGCCAAAACCGCAUAGUGUGUGGCCCAU
Molecule: messenger RNA, 1579 nt
Organism: Aplysia californica (California sea hare)
Lineage: Eukaryota; Metazoa; Mollusca; Gastropoda; Aplysiida; Aplysiidae
Product: transmembrane protein 256 homolog
Exons: 4
Coding region: 183-632 (149 amino acids)
Source: RefSeq, a predicted model, not a curated record